CUCCCCUCCUCCUCCUCCUCCUCCCACCUCGCCUGGCCAGGCAGGGCUCAUUCGCCUGCGAAUUCCUCUGGGGAGGGAUGGGAUCGGUGCUCAACCAGCAGUACCCAAGUAAAGUAUCGCUUUCUGGGGUGGUUUAUGUGGCUGAAAGAUGGAGUUAAAGGGCAGGAUCGCACGUAUGUACAGAGCAAACGUGAGCUGGGCUGCUGCGUGUGGGGGGAGUGUGAGAAAUAGAAGCGGAGUGAGUCACAGCAGAUGCUGCCUUUCCUUCGACAGUGCCCUGAAGCUUUGGAUGUUUUUGGUGCGUGUGUGCGUGUGUGUUUUUUUUUUAAUAAAAAAAUUACUACUUCCUCUGUGACUUUGGUGUACUUAAUGUUUUUGUGCGUAGGGGAAAAACAAAGGUUGGUUUCGUAAUGUUUGUUCGUGCGUGCAUGUGUUUUUGUGUCAUCUGUAGCAAUCGUUCUUGCACAAGCGCCAAGGAGAUGUUACUAGAAUUUAAUUCUUUCCCUUUUUGUGUGUGUGUACGUACGUCCUUGUUCUCCCACAAUCUCCUCUUCAAAUCAGCGGGGGCGCGUAAAGGUGGAGAUGAGCCCGGGAAAUUGCCGGAACAAGAAGAAGAGGAGGAGGAGGAGGAGGAGGAGGAAUCCCAGGUUUUCAACGGAACAGGCCAUUGCAAGUGGUUUAAUGUGCGAAUGGGGUUCGGAUUUAUUUCCAUGCUCAACCGCGAGGGAAGCCCCUUGGAGACUCCGGUUGAUGUCUUUGUACACCAAAGCAAGCUUUACAUGGAAGGAUUUAGAAGCCUAAAAGAAGGAGAACCAGUGGAAUUUACUUUUAAGAAAUCUUCCAAAGGACUUGAAUCAAUACGGGUAACAGGUCCAGGUGGGAUUCCCUGUUUAGGAAGUGAGAGACGACCCAAAGGAAAAACAGUACAGAAAAGAAAACCAAAGGGAGAUAGAUGCUACAAUUGUGGUGGCCUCGAUCAUCAUGCUAAGGAAUGUACACUACCUCCGCAGCCAAAGAAGUGCCAUUACUGUCAGAGUAUCAUGCACAUGGUGGCGAACUGCCCACAUAAAACUGUUCUGCAGCAGCCCACUAGUUAUCAGGGAAGAUACGAAGCAGAUCCCCAGCCCUCCACUUCAGCAUUCCUGAAAGAAGGGUCAGGGGCUUAUGGCUACACAUCUCCAUCCUAUUCUCAGGAGGGAAGAGCAGAUGUCUUAGAACGCUCAGGCAGGUCACCGCAAGAAGCUGGAGCAUCGAGUAAAUUAUCUCCAUCGCCUGAAGAACAGAGCCGGAAGGGGCCCUCUGUUCAAAAAAGGAAAAAGACUUAAAGCUUUUGUCUGUCAUCUCCUUUACCCUCUUGGGAUGUCUACCUCAUUCAAGCACAAGGAGAAUAAUUCCACAUAUCAUGCAACCAACUUCAACUUUUAACUACUGUUGAGAAAACUGUGGUCAUUCUGAAAACAACCAGACCAAUCACUCCAAGCAAACUCCAUUUGAACUGAGUUUCCUCUAUAUCAUUCAACUGCUUCAGACGCCACAAGAAACCAUGACUUGCUAUGAUGAGGAUAAGCUGCAGCAAGCCUUAGGAUCACAUGCUUCCCACAAUUCCCUGCUACCUCUCUCCCUGUCCAGCACAGCUGCAAGGAGCUGGGAAGCUUCUGGUUUUCUUCUUGAUUAUUUGCAGCUUGAUGUUUUGUCCAAACUGACAAACGGGGGUUAAUCUUAACUGGCUUGCUUGAAAUGAAACAAAUUCAGAUUGAGGGUUAUGAGCUGCUAAUUUCAGUAAACCAUAGUUAAGAUUAACUGCCGUUUGUUUGUUUUUGUUUGUAAUUGAAAACGUUUUUCGACUGCAUUUAUGGGCAAAUGCCCAUUCAAAGCCACUUAGAAGCAGAACAAAAGAUUAUAAAUAGUACGUGUUUAAACCACAGGACAUACAGCUGAACCUGCAGUUAAUCAAGCAUUAGAAUUGCAGCCGUGCCAGGAAAGGAAGGUGGGGGUGGAGGAAGCAGGCAACCUGCAGCUCAUUUCUGUCCUCAUAAACCAUCUCUGACUCUGUGCAUGUCUUGAAUGUAUACAUGCAACACUCUGUUUCCUUGGAUACCCAUUGGAAAGCAAUAGCCUGAGUAAUUUUUGAAUAGGCAUUCCUGGGAUUUUUCUUUAAUAUAUCAUUGCUAUUAUGGAAGAAAACGAAAGGGUGGGGAAGAGAUCACCACUGUUAUUUCAUGGAAGCCCAAAGAAUUUUUGCUACUUAAAAUCGCCAUUGCCAUGGUACUGAAGAUAUUAAGACAUCCCUGUAGGGUUCAGGGUAAGGCUUUUAAAAAAUAAUAAUUUCUUGCUCCCAUUAUCCAGGAUAGCGGUGCUUUUGAUAAACUUCUCACCUUGGAAGGGUAAUGUCUUGGUUUAAAUAACCCCCAGAAUUGCUACAAUGUUUAAAGGAUUAAAGGUAUUCCCCUCUCUUUCCCCUCCCCCAAAGACUAUGAAUGUGUAGUUUUCUGUGCUGGUAUCUCAAAUAUUGUAUUAAGUUAAUAUGGUUUAAAUGCAGGCGAGGUGACUUUGAGGCAGAAUGUAUACAUUGAUAUGAUUGUUUAGAGUUGUAUUGAGAUACCACCUUGAAUCUUUAUUUUGUGCAAAUCUUGAGGCGUUAUGAAGGCAGCAGUAGCAAUUAGCAUUCUCCUCUGACUCCGUUUUUACUGAUUACAUGCUAUAUAAGUGAAUAGAUUUUUACAUCUUUUGAAAAGGGAACACAGGUAAGAUUUCCUUUUUGCGUCUUGAUUCUAUUUUGAGAGACUGGACUUAAACCACUUGGCCUUUUAAUGUUACAAAUGUCAAGCUUUAAUAUUUACAGUGCAAUGGGAGUUUUGAAGCAGGUUUAUAUAGAGGCAAGUUGCAUUGAGUUCAAUGGGGCCUACUCCCAUGGAAACUGGGCGUAGCAAUGCAGCCUUUUUUAAAAGUCAAAAUUUAAUAAGAAAAAAUUGUAAUCUUCAUGCACACUAGAUUUUUAACAGUUUCUUAAGGAGUUGCCAAACUGAUUUGAUGUUGAAAACUCCAACUUAUAGUGAGAUUAGGAAGCCAAUCAUUUGACUGCCUAUUAUUUUAUCAUUAACCCCAAAAUAAGCCUGUGUCCACCAUAGAUAUGUCAUGUUGAUCAUUAGAAUAUUUCUUUAUCCUAUUGAACAUAAAGUGUUCUUUUUAAAUGCUUUGAAACUAAUCCCCUGUGUUAAUAUUAAAUAGACAUAGGCUCUGGAAUAGUCAUUAAGGCUACUCACGGUUAAUGACCUUGGACCUGUAGCCAAUGCUUGUAGCUAGCUGGUUUCUCUAAAGCCACAUUACUAAAUUGUCACACAUCAUUAUGCAUAAAGGUACCAUGUGCAUUGCCAGCAUUUUCUUUGAGGUGUUUGCUGGAUUAUUUGCCAUUCCCAAAGAUGCAAGCAUGUGGUUUUUCUUUUUCUUUUUAAGUUAUUUGCCUCCUAGACAGCGGCAGCUGCUGUAGGAACAAUCCAAAGAAACUUUGGUUGUAUGUAAAACAAUUCCCAUUAAAAUCUUGCCGGAACAUUUUCCCUUAACCCGUUGCUCACUUACCUGAGAGUAAGCCCAUGCAAACUCAGUGGGACUUCCUUGUGAUUAGACUUGUGCAAGAUUGCACUGUGAAAUGCUUUGACCAGAAUCUUCCAAGCCCCGUUUUAUCUGUUGUUUCACUGACAGCAAUAUGACUUGUUUUGAUAGGCCUCCAGUCAAGUCUGAUGUAACUCCAUUUGCUGCAUCGGAGUUACGCAGAGAAGACAUUUGUUCCUUGUUGGAGGACCCAAACCUUGAAUUAUUCCUCCUGCUGCUGCUGCCGCCACCACCUCUCUCCCCGCCCCCCACCUCACUGCAGAAAAUGUAUAUGUUUCAGCGACCUCAGUAACAGGCACAAAACCUAUGUCCCUUUGCUUGAAUUCCAUGACAGUGUUUGAGGGAGGUGGAUCUCAAUGGUUUAUACUGAAGUUAUUGGUGUGCUACGAUGAAAAGUUUUUUGUUUGUUUUUUUGACGAUACUGAAUGUGAUUAUAUGUAUAGAGGAGUACUUCCUUGCCUUAUGUAAGGACUGUAAACUUAUUUAAGUUAUGUAGACAAAUCAAAGUGGCAUUGCAUAACCUUUUAGCAGGUAUGAUAACUGGGUCAAACAGCAACAAUGCAAAACCUAGGUCACUUUGAAAAUGUAAACCAAAGUUCCUUGACCAUUACAUAUAGUAAGAUGGAAAUGGUGGAUUUGAAAACUGGCCAUUCCUCUGUUUACAUACUUUAAAAUUCCAGACCAGAAAUUAUUAGGAAAUGAAUAAAUUCUAGCAGCCACAGACUGAAUCACUGAGAGCCUAUCAAACCUAUCUUAUUAUUAAAAAGUUUACAUUUUAUUUUUAUAUAUCGGAGGAUGGUCAUUAUUACAAAAUAGCCUUCUCAGGACAAAGGACCUUGCUCAGGGAAAAUGCCAUGUUAAUCUUUUAUUUUUGUUUUACAGAUGACUUGCUUUUACUUGCUUGCUCAAAACAAACCAAAAAGAGACCUUUUAUAAUAUAUACAUGUUAUGUGCUGAUGAUAGUAGCUACCUCUGUUUACAUAUAAAGGAGUUUCUGAUAACUCAAAAUAUCAACCUUUUGCAUUAUGCUUUCCCGUUAAAACAGAAGCACAGUGGUAAUCCUGUUUUUAAGUGAACGUUUGUGACAUGACAUUCACAAGUGCGGCUGACUUUCAGAAUUGUGAGCUGAGCAACUCCUCACCAUUUCUGAAAUUCCAAGCCACAUUGUUUGCAUAAAGCAUAGUAAAGUUAUUCUGUUUACAAGCAAACAACUACCUCAUACUUGCCACAGAAGAAACACCUUUAUGCUGUUUAGGACUUAAAGGUGGCUGUUGAUCCUAUGGUACAUACCAGUUGUUGUUUUUGAAAUUAUUCUGCAAUUAAUACAGCUUUCACUGCACAAUGUUACAGCAAAUAUGUAUGUAAUUUAAACAUGAUGUGUCCAUUUGAAAUGAUGUGAGAGUCUCUUUAAAGUUUAGAUUUGCUUUUCUAGCUCAAAGGGAAAUGGGUGUUGUUUCACACACAAACGCCACACGUGAAGGUAACCGAUUUUCUGGGAAAGAAGCAGCAUGUGGCAAUUAAUUGAGUAUCCCUGGAUUACAAUUAAAUUACAAACAUGUUGUUGGUUUGGGCCAACAAUUACUUAAAUUAUCUGCUUUAAAUAAAUAUAAGCAGCACACACACA
Zootoca vivipara (common lizard) is the source of this 5233-nucleotide messenger RNA. The record is from RefSeq and is a predicted model, not a curated record. Lineage: Eukaryota; Metazoa; Chordata; Lepidosauria; Squamata; Lacertidae.